Camelina sativa (false flax) is the source of this 2761-nucleotide messenger RNA. NCBI's taxonomy places the organism in Eukaryota, Viridiplantae, Streptophyta, Magnoliopsida, Brassicales, Brassicaceae. The record is from RefSeq and is a predicted model, not a curated record.
GUCUGAUGUACGAUACUCUGGCCCAGCUGCAAAAUUAAGACCCCAUCUUUCCCCAGGGGAACCAGAAGAUCCACCUGAAAGUGAUCCUGUUGACCAGAUUGUCGCUCAUAGACUCUGGCUUGGAUUUUUGAUAGAUCGUUUUGAGGUUGUCCGACAUAAUAGUGCCGAGCAACUGUUGUUGCUAGGUCGGUUGUUACAACGGAGUACAGACCUUGGCUGGUGCUUUACUCGCCACCCUGCAGCCGCUGGUUCCUUUUUUUCUUUGAUGCUCCUUGGACUGAAAUUCUGUUCAUGCCAGACUCAAGGCAAUAUGCAGAAAUUUAGAUCUGGGCUCCAGCUGUUAGAAGAUCGCAUCUACAGGACCUCUUUAGGCUGGUUUGCUCAUCAGCCAGAGUGGUAUGAUGUAAAUAUUCCAAACUUUUGUCAGAGCGAGGCUGUAUCUGUUUCAGUCUUUGUCCACUUUUUAUCAAACGAGCUAUCAGAAUCAAGUCAAUCUGAUUCCAAAGGAAAAUCUCGUGAAAGUGGGAAUUUGAUUGAUGUGACUGAUCAGUAUCAUCCUGUCUGGGGUGAGAUGGACAACUACACUGUGGGAAAAGAAAAGAGGAAGCAGUUGCUUUUAAUGCUCUGCCAGCAUGAAGCUGACAGGCUUGAAGUUUGGGCACAACCUAUUAGCUCAAAGGAUAGUCCUUAUUCGCGGCUGAAAAUAAGCUCUGAGAAAUGGACCGAAUAUGCUAAAACAGCCUUUUCAGUGGAUCCUCGCAUUGCUUUGUCAGUUGCCUCAAGAUUUCCGGCAAAUGCUGCUGUGAAAUCUGAAGUCACUCAGCUGGUUCAGACACAUAUUGUAGAUCUUCGUACAAUUCCUGAGGCGUUGCCGUAUUUUGUUACACCAAAAAAUGUUGAAGAGAACUCAGUACUGUUGCAGCAGCUCCCACACUGGGCUGCUUGUUCAAUUACACAGGCUCUUGAGUUCCUCACUCCUGCUUAUAAGGGACAUCCACGUGUCAUGGCAUAUGUCCUACGAGUUCUAGAGUCUUACCCUCCUGAACGAGUUACCUUUUUCAUGCCGCAGUUGGUGCAGUCUUUGCGCUAUGAUGAUGGGAGGCUGGUUGAAGGCUAUCUUCUUAGAGCUACCCAAAGAAGUGAUAUAUUUGCCCAUAUUCUCAUUUGGCAUUUGCAGGGUGAGGAUCUUCAGGAAACUCCAAAGGAUGGUUCUAUUGAUAAGAAUGCGGCAUUCCAAGAAAUUUUGCCAGAGGUUCGGCAGCAUAUUAUUGAUGGUUUCAGUCCCAGUGCCUUGGACAUGUUCACUAGAGAGUUUGACUUCUUUGACAAAGUUACUUCUAUUUCUGGGGUGUUAUUUCCUCUUCCAAAGGAAGAACGCAGAGCCGGUAUUAGAAGGGAGUUAGAGAAAAUCGAAAUGCAAGGAGAUGACCUUUAUUUGCCAACUGCUCCUAACAAGCUUGUUAGGGGUAUCCGUGUAGAUAGUGGAAUACCUUUACAAUCAGCUGCCAAAGUUCCUAUCAUGAUAACAUUUAACGUUGUUGAUCGUGAUGGUGACCACAAUAAUGUAAAACCACAAGCUUGCAUUUUCAAGGUUGGAGAUGAUUGCCGGCAAGAUGUUCUUGCCCUUCAAGUGAUAUCUCUUCUGAGAGACAUAUUUCAAGCGGCUGGUAUUAAUCUUUAUCUUUUUCCAUAUGGAGUACUCCCAACUGGUGCCGAGAGGGGCAUAAUUGAGGUUGUGCCUAAUACAAGAAGCAGAAGUCAAAUGGGUGAAACUACCGACGGGGGUUUGUAUGAGAUUUUUCAACAAGACUAUGGACCUGUCGGCUCAACCACCUUUGAAACAGCACGAGAGAACUUCCUCAUCAGCAGUGCUGGUUAUGCUGUCGCUAGUCUUUUACUCCAGCCCAAAGACAGACACAACGGAAAUCUCCUCUUCGAUGACGUGGGAAGACUUGUCCACAUCGACUUUGGUUUCAUCUUGGAAACUUCACCAGGUGGAAACAUGCGGUUUGAGAGUGCUCAUUUCAAACUGAGCCACGAAAUGACUCAGUUGCUAGAUCCCUCUGGUGUUAUGAAGAGCAAAACAUGGCAUCAGUUUGUGAGCUUGUGCGUAAAGGGAUACUUAGCUGCUCGGCGGCAGAUGGACGGAAUCAUCAGCACGGUGCAAAUGAUGCUAGAAAGUGGAUUGCCUUGCUUUAGCAGAGGAGACCCAAUCGGUAAUCUUAGGAAAAGAUUUCACCCAGAAAUGAGCGAACGUGAAGCUGCACACUUCAUGAUUCAUGUAUGUACUGAUGCAUAUAACAAAUGGACUACUGCUGGAUACGAUUUGAUUCAGUAUCUGCAACAAGGCAUCGAGAAGUAAGAAGAGGGAAUUCAAUGAUAUCCGAAAUCAGAGUUAUAUAUGAUUUGCAGGUAAAAAAAAACUUCAAAUCAUGGGAAUAUUCUGGUUUGCUAUUAUCCCCUUCAGUGGGACAUUCUGACUAAUUUACUUAAAAAGGGAGGAAUUGAGGAUUUAUUCUUUAUUCUUUUGUCGUAGGGGUUUGCUAUGCACGAAAAAAGUAACAAAAGAAAAAGAUAAAGAGAGUCUUGUGGUGUGGUGAUUUUCGAUAACUUGAGGGUGCAAGCUAUUAGUAUGAUAUAUGAUCUUUGAUAUUUUUCUUCUUAGCUUAGCAACAUUAUCACGCCAAUGGUUGAAACUUGUUCCUUUUAAUAUUAAUGAUUAUUUGAUUCAAUGAUGAUGUUUAAACUCUUAUGUACUGUA